ACCCAUGGUGCUUUGCGAAAAAAAAUGGCUGACUGAUGAUAAUACACGCUGUGUUUCAUUCAGAAUUUGUAACUUUUUCCUUAAUAGUACAUUACAAAGUGUAGUAUAGUCAAUAAAUCUCUAACUAUGCUCGAUAGUUUAAUGUAAAUGUUGCUUUCUUAAAUCACGGAGGCAUACUCUUCUUCAUCUGUGAUAUAUUUUCAUCUUGACACUAACGUGUGUUUUUACAUCCUAAGAUGGCCUCAAUCGCAGCCAAACGCGAGGGACCGCAGUUCAUCAGCGAGGUGGCCGUCAGAGGAAACGCCGCUGUGCUGGACUACUGUCGGACGUCCGUGUCUGCUCUGUCCGGGGCUACAGCGGGCAUCCUCGGUCUGACGGGACUGUACGGCUUUGUGUUUUAUUUCAUUGCUUCUUUCUUGUUGUCGUUGCUCCUAAUACUCAAAGCCGGUCGCCGCUGGAACAAGGGUUUCAAAUCUCGACGUCUGCUCUUCACCGGAGGCCUCGUGGGCGGCCUCUUUACUUACGUGCUCUUCUGGACUUUCCUGUAUGGAAUGGUGCAUGUGUACUGAACGGACUUCAGCGCCUCACAGUACAUCAGCCAUACAAUAAAGGGGGGGCGAGAGUGCUGCUUGUUGUACCAUAGCUCGUUUUCUUUGCUUGAUGUUUAGAUCAAAUAUUUGACUAUAUAAUAAUUUUCCCCCUCAGUACUAAUUGAUUGCACUGAACCUAGAAUAUUUAAAUAUUGUGUGUUGUCAAAAUUUUCCUUCACUUGUCAUUAAUAUUCUCAUAAUACUUAUUAAAGAACUGGGUUGUUUUUAGGAUCUAUAGUCCAUUAGGGGAAACUCCUUUUUCCAGUUUUCUUUAAAACACUCAAGGUCAAUCUAAAGACACAACACCAACUGUAAACUACAAACCGGUUGGGUACUAUGAAAAUAAAUCAUUAACCU
This is a messenger RNA of Xyrauchen texanus (razorback sucker), 947 nucleotides long. RefSeq names its product ER membrane protein complex subunit 6-like. Gene Ontology annotation, biological process: autophagosome assembly; protein folding in endoplasmic reticulum. The transcript is spliced from 2 exons. The coding region runs from base 237 to 569 and encodes 110 amino acids. The record is from RefSeq and is a predicted model, not a curated record. NCBI's taxonomy places the organism in Eukaryota, Metazoa, Chordata, Actinopteri, Cypriniformes, Catostomidae. Gene Ontology annotation, cellular component: EMC complex; endoplasmic reticulum; membrane.